AUGGCCACCCGGCGCUUUGGCUACCGGCACCUGGCGGGCGGAGUCGGGGGAGCAGGGAUCCUGGCUCUCUACGCCUGGCGCAGGAGCGCCAGUCGCUUGGCUCAUGCCAAGGCCCUUUCACAGGAGGUGAGUCUCCAGGGCCGUUCCGCUCUGGUCAUCGGCGGUACGUCCGGCGUUGGGCACGGCCUCGCGAAGCGCCUCGCGCUCUCGGGAUGCUCUGUGACCGUGGUUGGCAGAUCCCAAGAAAGAGGGGCCGCCAUCGUCGAGGAGCUCCAAAAGACCGCGAGCCAGCAAGGCGCCACCAGCGACGGCAGCGUCUACACCUUCGGUGCCCUUGAUGCUUUCUCCAUGCCGGCAUGCAGAGCACUGGCUGAUGACCUCCUGAAAUCAGAAACGCCCCUGGACUACCUGGUGCUCACGCAGGGAAUGGCCACUCUGCAGGGCUACACGCCCACAGCUCCAGAGAAGGGUGGUCUGGAUGAGAAGCUCACCUUGCACUACUACUCCAGGGCGUUGCUGAUGGAUGCCCUGGCGCCUCUUCUGCAGAAGUCGAGCGAUGGGCGCUGUUUGUCAGUCCUAAGCGGUGGUAUUCACAGUGCUUACGCAGGCUACGCGGAGGACCCCGACCUCCGGAAGAGCUAUUCCUUGACGAAGGCAGCGAACCUCGCAGGCUUCUACAACGACAUUGCGGUGGAUGCGCUAAGCAACGCAUACCCAGGUGUGAGCUUCGUGCAUGCAGCCCCGGGCUUCGUGGCCACUUCUUGGGGCACCGAAAUGCCGACGUUCGUUAAGGCCUUGGUUCGGCUGUUGCAGAACUUGGGUCGGUCGAAGGAAGAUGCCGCUGAGUACAUGUUCAGGAGCCUCUAUCAUGAUGAUUUCAAAGGAGGUGGCUUCUAUAUCGUGAACCAGUACGGCGAGAGCACUGAAACGCUGACGAGCCUCCACAAAGAAGCCAAAGACACUGUCUGGAGCCACACCAAGGCGAUAUUGGCGAAGUUUUGA
Symbiodinium sp. CCMP2456 is the source of this 1002-nucleotide messenger RNA. NCBI's taxonomy places the organism in Eukaryota, Dinophyceae, Suessiales, Symbiodiniaceae. The record is from the annotation of a GenBank genome assembly.